AUGCCGGCAGAGGUGCAGCCUAUGAAAGUCAUUGUCGCAAGCCCUAGUCGCUCAGGCACCCUGGGGCUCUAUCAAGCAAUGCAAAUCCUGGGUUUCAGGACCUAUCAUCUCGUCGAAUGUAUCGCGAACCGUGGCUUACCUCACAUGGAGGUCUUCGAAGAAGCGGUGACCGCUGAGCACAAUUCCCUUUCUGGAAUUAAGAAGUACGAUAGGGCUGAUUAUGACAGAUGGUUGGGGGACUAUAGCUGCAUCGUCGAGGUCCCUAGCUAUCUUGGAACAGGCCUGAUCGAGGCUUAUGUCAAUGAUCCUGAUGUCAAAUUCAUUCUUACUGAGCGAAACCCUGAGAAAUGGGCGACGUCCAUUAACAAAACUAUUGGGCCCAACGCUGAGAUGUCGCACCAAUUCCCGUUCUUGAUUCUGAAGUACUUCAAUGCAACCAUGUACCACACUCACACUCUCAUAGAGCUCAUCUAUCGAGUGAUGUCCAAAUGUACGGCGCGUGGUGAAGCAGAGAACGUCGAAAAUAUUCAGAAGCACUACACAGAGUAUGUCAAGAAAGUGAAGGAAGUCAUUCCCGCGGACCGACUGUGCCAUAUUCAGCUUGAGGAUGGCCUUGGUUGGGAGAACAUUUGCCCAUUCCUGGAUCUUCCAAUCCCGGAACAAGCGUAUCCCGGGCGGAAUGAGCCUGAGAAGAUGCAUCAGUUGUCGAAACAAAUGCUGAAGCCCAUGAUCAUGGAUGCCGUCACCAAGCUCAGCGCUAUUGCUAUUCCAGUGGUCGGCAUUACCUGCUGGGCUGCCAUGAAGUAUGGUCCCAAGGUGGUCGCAGCUGUUGGAAAGCCCCAGUGA
Penicillium olsonii is the source of this 846-nucleotide messenger RNA. The record is from the annotation of a GenBank genome assembly. Lineage: Eukaryota; Fungi; Ascomycota; Eurotiomycetes; Eurotiales; Aspergillaceae.